CGUCAAUGUCAAAAGUCAACACGUCACGAACGAUGUUUAGCGAGAGUCUUCAAUUUUUGUAAUAUUUUAUUCGUUUAAAAUACGUUUCAAAAUAGUAGACUAGACAAUUGUGUUGUUUCGUUUCAAAUCAUCACAAUUGCGUCAUCAGACGCCUUCUAAUUAAAACCAAAGUAAGAAACAUUCAUCAAGACGGCGGGACGAAAUAGCAUGCGACGUGCCAGAGAUGGGUAUCAGUAUCAGCCAGUGCCAAGAGUGGCAACAGAUGAUGCACUGGAAUUUGAUAACAAUCGGAUGGCAGAAGAACUAAGUGACAAAAUUUCUUCACUCAAAGGCAUAUCUAUUGAGUUGGGCAAUGAAGUACGUUAUCAGGAGAAAUUAUUACGUGGUCUCGAUGAUGAUGCUGACAGGAGUGUUGGGUUUCUUGGAAAAACUAUGGGCCGUGUUCUAAGACUGGGCAAGGGAAAUCAUAACUACUAUAUAUUCUAUCUGUUUCUAUUUGCAAUCUUUGUUUUCUUCUUACUCUAUAUUGUGUUAAAAUUUAGGUGAUGUGAUAAAUAUAUUUAUUUUCUAUCCAUAACAAUUCAUUCCUGUGUAUUAUGUAAACCAUUAUUCCCAUGUAAAUAAAGAUCUUGAAGUUUA
Messenger RNA from Spodoptera litura, 639 nucleotides. It is a transcript of the gene Bet1, whose product is annotated as blocked early in transport 1. Lineage: Eukaryota; Metazoa; Arthropoda; Insecta; Lepidoptera; Noctuidae. The record is from RefSeq and is a predicted model, not a curated record.